AUGCAGGGCUACGUCGCUCUUUUGCUUCUGGGAGGAAUCUCACGCCCCGCUCUGGCAUUUUCUCUCGCCGAAGACCCCCAGUUUCCGUUCAAAGUCCCAGCCUUGGACGCCAACAGAUCGCCAUGCCCCGUCCUCAACGCACUAGCUAACCAUGGCUACCUUCCACGAGACGGAAUGAAUAUCAAUAUGGAACAACUGAAGUUUGCCUUCACUAAAGCCCUCAACAUCGACGAGAAGGUCACCGUCAAGCUUGCCGAGCCAACCUUCCCUAUUUCGACCACCGGCAACUCGAGCACGGUCAACCUGAAAGACAUGGAAAAACACAACGUUAUCGAGCACGAUGGAAGUCUCUCGCGCGAAGAUGUUGCCGUGACUGGCAACGCGAACAAGUUUGACGCGCGCGUGUGGAACGGGGUCAAGGCCCACUUCACCGGGGAGACGAUUGAUACCAAGACGAUGGCUAUCGCGCGGAAGGACAGGGUUGCAGUGGCAAUGAAGACGAACCCGACAUUCAACAUGACGGAGGCGCAGCUGAAGCUGUCGUUCGCCGAAUCUGCGUUCAUCUUGGGUGUUCUUGCAGGAGACUUCCAGAACCCCCAGGCGCCGACGAAGUACAUGAACGUCAUGUUUGAGCAGGAGAGGUUUCCGUUUGACGAGGGGUUCAAGACUUCGGCUACCAAGGUUACUGGUGAUCAGGUUGAUAUGUUGGUGGCGGCCAUGAUGAAGGUCACACCGCCAUAG
Messenger RNA from Colletotrichum gloeosporioides, 741 nucleotides. Its product is annotated as putative sterigmatocystin biosynthesis peroxidase stcC. The transcript has a single exon. Gene Ontology annotation, molecular function: peroxidase activity. The record is from RefSeq and is a predicted model, not a curated record. The coding region runs from base 1 to 741 and encodes 246 amino acids. NCBI's taxonomy places the organism in Eukaryota, Fungi, Ascomycota, Sordariomycetes, Glomerellales, Glomerellaceae.